GCAGCAAGCAGCAAGCAGCGACAAUCGAUUCGACUCACCUCCACCAGAGCGUGUGGUGUGAUAUCCUAGUCUGUCUUCAAGCCGCGCAAGAUAGACACGAGUCGCAAAUAUGGCCGUUGGAAAGAACAAGCGCUUGUCGAAGGGCAAGAAGGGUGUUAAGAAGAGAACUGUCGACCCUUUCACCCGGAAAGACGAGUACUCUGUGAAGGCUCCCUCGACCUUCCAGACCAGAGAUGUUGGAAAGACUCUGGUGAACCGUACCAGUGGUCUGAAGAACGCGAACGAUUCCCUGAAGGGCCGUAUCUUCGAAGUCUCCCUUGCCGACUUGCAGAACGACGAGGACCAUGCCUUCCGUAAGGUCAAGCUCCGCGUGGACGAAAUCCAGGGAAAGAACUGCCUGACCAACUUCCACGGUCUGGAUUUCACGACCGACAAGCUGCGAUCCCUUGUGCGCAAGUGGCAGUCGCUGAUUGAAGCCAACGUCACUGUGAAGACGACCGAUGACUAUCUUCUCCGUCUGUUCGCCAUCGCCUUCACGAAGAGACGCCCCAACCAAAUCAAGAAGACUACAUAUGCUCGCUCGUCCCAAAUCCGCGCUAUUCGCAAGAAGAUGACCGAGAUCAUGCAGCGCGAGGCCGCUAGCUGCUCUCUCGCUCAGCUUACUACCAAGUUGAUCCCCGAAGUCAUCGGUCGUGAGAUUGAGAAGGCUACCCAGGGAAUUUACCCCCUGCAGAACGUCCACAUUCGCAAGGUCAAGCUUCUUAAGUCCCCCAAGUUCGACCUCGGUGCCCUCCUUAACUUGCACGGCGAGUCUACAACCGAUGAUAAGGGACACAAGGUUGAGAGAGAGUUCAAGGAACAGGUUCUUGAGAGCGUGUAAGCUUUAGCUAUCCGCUGGUCAUGGAUUCUGGUUGCUCUGCCGUCUUGGGUUCACGGUGCCACUGCUCCAAUAUAUGCAAGUUCUUCACAACGCCUUUGAGCUUUUAACUAGGCCUCGUCGUUGGGACGGUUACAUAUUAUUCUUGCGUGAAGCAGAAGGGUAGAUAUCUUAUAUGGUUUGUUCAAUAGCUGGCUGAUAGUUAUCCCUCCUGGUCGUUGACAAAUUGUAGGUAACGUGAAAUCAAGAUACAUGUGGUUAGCGGCUUCUUCUCGCUGUAGGACUUGUGCGUUCACUAUAGGAUAACCUUGUACUUAUCAUAUUAUAGGCCCCACCUCUGCCUUUUCGUAGAGCGUAUUACAUGUAUAUCACACGAGCGUUGGUGCAGAGCAUGUGAAAGGUCGGCCCAGGCUUGGAGAAAAUGAAGCUGUGCAGUAAGGUGUUAGCACUCCGAUGUCAUACAGUUAUCGCUAUUUAACGCAGCUUAUAUACCUGGG
Aspergillus welwitschiae is the source of this 1374-nucleotide messenger RNA. It is a transcript of the gene rps1, whose product is annotated as 40S ribosomal protein eS1. Gene Ontology annotation, cellular component: cytosol; ribosome. The transcript has 6 exons. The coding region runs from base 110 to 880 and encodes 256 amino acids. Lineage: Eukaryota; Fungi; Ascomycota; Eurotiomycetes; Eurotiales; Aspergillaceae. Gene Ontology annotation, molecular function: structural constituent of ribosome. Gene Ontology annotation, biological process: translation. The record is from RefSeq and is a predicted model, not a curated record.